AUGGCGACGUUAAAAUUUAAGUUUAUUAUAAGAGACUUAGGUAUUAUAAGAUUUUGGAGUGCAUGGACGCGUAAAUGUAUAGUUAGUUCGGUUGUAAAGAGGUGUAUUCGAGAUCGUGGCUUUAGAGAAGUGAUACAAGUAUUUAAAUAUGCAAUACUUCGACCACGGCGAACUUUAUUCUUAACUGCGACUGCGGCAUACAAGAGCCAUAAUAAUGAUUCUUUUAGCUGCGAUCAAGGGAUUUCAGAUGAUGAACUGCAGGCACUGCUGUUGGAAUUGGAAAAUGUACAGAACCUCACUAAGAUGACACUGUAUUGUAGUGGCUGUGGAUGUCGAGUUGUAAUCGAUAGAAAGCAAGAUGGUGUUAGAUAUUGUAUCUGUAAAGAACGUCAAAUGGAAUGCGAAGGUGCAGACGGCUGGGUGCCCUAUAUGGAGGCCGAAGACGUCAUAAUAUGGCGCAAAGAGUACAAACCGGGGGGACUGUACGCUUAUAAAGUGUACGGACGUUAUCCAGAAAUAUCCGCGAGUGAUUUCGCAGCCGUGCAAAUAGAUGGCGCUUACCGACGCGUGUGGGACUCCGCGGUGGCGGCUUUGGCGGUAGUUCAAAGGAACGCGAAGGGAGUCCCCGGACAGGCGGUGUUGCAUUGGGAAGUUUUGUGGCCGAGGUUAUUUGCAAAUCGCGACUACGUAUAUCUAAGGCGACAUAAAGAAUACGAUAUAGUUACAAAUAUACCAAAAAUAGAAGAGAAAUCUAUUAAAUACGAAAUAAAUGUUCACGCGAAAGCAAAAAGAAAAUCAUUAGAGAGUUAUAAGAGCUUGAAUAAGGAAGAUAAUAUUAAUAACAAAGUAUAUAUAAUUGUAUCGAAAUCGUGCGAGCAUCCAGACGUGCCGGAGACGAAGCACGCGAUACGCGUAGCCGAAUACUGGAGUCAUAUGGUUGUUAAAACAAUCGAUGGGAAUGAAAAGCCGGGUAUGGAGUUUGUAUUAACGUAUUACGACGAGCCGGCAGUGGGCGGGAUGCCCGGGGGCGUGGCGGCGUGGGCGUCCAGCCGCGCCGCACCAGCUUACCUGGACAGGAUGAGGAAAGCUGCAGGGGAGUACAGGACAUGGUUAUCGGGGAGGUCGCCACAGGAAGUACCAGACUUCAUCCCAUUCGGGCCCGACCAAGUAAACAAUGAACUAGCGUUUCAAAUACAGGAACAAGAUAUGGAGUCUUCAAAAGAAGGACCAGAAAUUGAGAAUGGCAUCACAACGCGAGACCAAAGUUCCCAAACCGAAGAGUUUCUUAUACAAAUAUGUAGUACAGAUAAUAAAGAUUCAAACAAAAGUUUGAACGAACAACAAAAUGAUGAAGCUAAAGAAAAAAAUAAUGAUAAUAACAGUGCAGAGAUUAAAAAAGAUGAUAAUGGCAGAGAAAACCCUACAAAUGAUAAAAAGGAGGCAACGUUAGAGGGAGACAACGAUAAAUGUGAAGAAGAAGAGAAUAAUGGCGGAUGGUGGAGAUAUCUAUAUCCUUUUUAUUACUUCGUU
Messenger RNA from Brenthis ino (lesser marbled fritillary), 1530 nucleotides. The record is from the annotation of a GenBank genome assembly. NCBI's taxonomy places the organism in Eukaryota, Metazoa, Arthropoda, Insecta, Lepidoptera, Nymphalidae.